Molecule: messenger RNA, 2213 nt
Organism: Drosophila willistoni
Lineage: Eukaryota; Metazoa; Arthropoda; Insecta; Diptera; Drosophilidae
Exons: 3
Coding region: 427-1407 (326 amino acids)
Source: RefSeq, a predicted model, not a curated record
UGCGCGAGUUGCUUGCAAAUUAACUCUGUUUUUCCUUUUUUUUGUCUUAAGACACAAGUUAAUAACAUCUUAAGUUUUCGUAAUUUCAGCGUACUGAUUUAUUAAACAAAAUAUAGUCAAGUAAAGUGAAGUAAAUAAAAUAAAUCGCACACGUGUACGUUCACAGUUAGUCAAUCUAUGUAUGUAAAUACAGAAGCUCCGAAUAAGUGAUCAGAAAUAAACACAUACAUAUGUACAUACUUACAUAUGUACAUACAUAUGUAUGUAAGUAUCUCUUGUCUUUUCCAUACACAGGCCGAAAAUCAGAGAGUGUGAGAGCGAUUCACCCUCGACGUCUUCAAUCACAAGGUCAUUCGAUUUAUUUUACAAUAAAGGGGAAACCCCUUCAAAAACAAACUGUACCCAGUCCUCAUUUGGUUAGCUACAAUGUCUCAGUCCAUACUGAAUUUAAUGUUGUCGAAUCUGGAUGAUUCUUCGGAAAAGUCAGAGCAUUCAGAAACCAAAUCGAUAUUCGAUGGAUUCGAGUUAGUAAAUAAUCAAUGCGACGGAAACUGUAACAAGAAGAUGAAAUCCAUAUUGCAACAUGCAGCUAAUCUGAUCCAACUAAAAGAUCGCCAAAUUGAUAAUCUUAUCAUGGCCUUAAAUAGAAGCCCUGAAAUAAAAAAUUCCCAUGAAACUAAAAAUGAUGACAUGGAAGAUGGAGAAAAACCCAAAGCUGAUGAAGAUGUAAACAUCGCGGACGUUGUGUUAAAAUACGAAGACAAACUCAAGGAAGCAAAUACUCUUCUAGAGGAGUCCUUUUCAUUGGUAAAAAGCCUUGAAAUUCAAAAAGAGCAAUUGGAGACACAAUUGGCUGAAAAAAUCACUGAGAAUGAUAUUUUCAUCAAGAAUUACGAGGCAAAACAAGCCAAAGAAACUGGACAUCAAGAGGGACAAGACCAGGGCAACAAUAAAAUCGCCAACCAAGUAGAAAUAAUUUUCUCCAAUAGAUCAGCGGAAAUUGUACAAGUUUCUAACGACAUAGCAGGUACUGGUUGGAUGAUCAUAUCACGUCAUGAAAUGGUUAAUGAGCAAUUAACACCAACACUUGAGGUUAAUAUUGACAUCGUGAGUGACAUAGUCAAUGGUCAGCAACAUGAACUUUAUAUUCAUAGGCUUCAUAAGGAUGGAAGUUCUUCAUUUGCUCACUAUGACAACUUCAUUCUUUACAAGGAGGAUUUUAGUAAACUGAAAUUUAGUGAUUUAAGCAGGCCUGUUCAAAUUUAUAAGAUAGCUGGGAUGGAUUCUCUUAGAAGCUCAAUACCUAUUCGAGGGGAUUUCACAGUCCUAUCUUACUCACGAUUUAUUGAAAAAUUUACCCCUAAUUGCAUAUUUGUUCAAUUUAUGGUAAGAGAGAAACAAUCAUAAAUCUAAAUGCUUCCAACAAUUUUGUAUUCCAAGGCCAUGAAGUUGUGAAAAAUAAAAAGUAUAUGUUUUAUUAUUAAUGAUUAUAUAGUUAGAGGGCCUGACAACCUGGGGCCGGGCCGAUGUUUGUAUACCCAUGACAUGGCUAUAUCGACUCGGCUUCUCAUAACGAUCAAGAAACGUCUCCUGUACGUUACAAAAAUCUGACAAAUUUUACAAUUCCCUCUGCAAGGGUAUAAAAAUCAUUCCUAAAUUUUAUUUAUGUGUAGCGAAGCAAACUGGGCAUCUAGUAUAGUAUAUAUAGUCGCCCGAUGUUUAUGAAAUUUGGUACCCUAAGUAUAUGGCAAUUAUGAUCUGUUCGCAAAACAGUUUUCCUCUGAAAAUAUAUUGUUCUUAUCCUACAUGGAAAUUUUUUAUACAAGAUAUAAUAGGGAAAUCUUUUUUAAAAUUAACUGAUUACAAUUACAUAUAUUAACAAAAGGUAGACUUUGAGGAUCGGGCAUUAAAUGAUUAAUCGGGCCUUCACUACGUAUAAGUAUUUUAUAAACCUGCAUCAUUGUGCCAGCUAUUUUGGACAUAUAACUUGAGUUACUUACUGAGUAAAUUGAACAGUCGAUCAGGUUCACAGAAAAUGAUUUAGUUUCUAGCUAAAAUGGAUCAAACCCAGUACUAAUUUGGUAGAGUUCACGGGGGUGUUUGCAAAGGAUUGGCAGGUCCAAAAACGUUUAAUUAAGCCUUAAAAUUUUGUUGUGGAGACAAUAGAAGUUCAGAGUUUCAAUCAUAUUUAUGGGUGUUUUGACAUCGUUUUU